AUGCUACAUACUCGAGUAACAUCCCUACUUAAAUCAAAACGGAUCUUCGCCCUACAUUUUCCAUUCAACAGAUGUUUUUGUCAGCAAGCUGACGAUCCCAUUCAACAAUUGUUCAUCGAGAAGAUUCGGGAAUACCGGACGAGAAGUGAGGGUGGAAAUUUGGUCGAACCAACGCCAGAAUUGCUGGAAGAGUUGCAAAGUAAACUGGCAUCUGUUAACAAGAAUUAUGACGCAGAAGGAGUGAAUAUGACUGCAUUUCCAACCUUUGAGUUCGUGGAACCUGUCAUUGAUCCUAUCUCGUUGGAGGUUGAAGAUAAGAAGAAAAAAGAGACUGGAAAGGAUGAUGGAGAGAAGAAAAAGUAG
Molecule: messenger RNA, 363 nt
Organism: Brassicogethes aeneus
Lineage: Eukaryota; Metazoa; Arthropoda; Insecta; Coleoptera; Nitidulidae
Source: the annotation of a GenBank genome assembly